GAAGCAGUGUGGUGGAGCAGUAUAGUGUGGUAUGAUGCUUGAUGCUGAGGGGAGCAGCAGGGGAAAGACACGAGAGCAUCCGACGGCUGUGUGAGAUAGUGUCGGACGCAGUAAAGGCAAGCGAGUGCAAGAUGCACAAGCUGGAGCGGAUGGUUGAAGACUUGUCAGAGACAAUACAGAGGUUUGAGGCGCGGCAGAACGAGUGGAUAAAGUCUCAGCACGCAACGAUGAAGCGGAUUCUGGAUGCAGUGCAGGCAGAGAGCAGAGAAGGAUCUCCAGAACGAGGAGUACGGGGCGAAAGACAAGGAAUUGGGGAGAUAGGGGAGUGUGGUGGAACGUAUAUGAAACAAAAUACACGAAAAAGGGUUCUUUUGACCGCAGAAGAGUUGGGAGAGAGAGAUAGUGGAAAAACAAGACCAAGAAAACAAAGGAAAUACAAGCCACAAAGGCAGCCAAAGAGGAUAUUUGAAAUAGAAAAAAAGAGCAGAAAACAUAUGAAAAGAAACUUUGAAUAUCGGUGGAUAUCAAUGGAUAUCGACAGAUAUAUAACAGAAUCAGAAACAAAAAAUGAAAAAGAAGUGGAGAAUCUUCGUGUGAUGCGGGCAAUGCUUGAGUCAGUGCGGAGGCUGACAGAAAAGAUUGGAGAAGAUAUUGAAAUAACAAAGGAAAACUACGAGAACAUUGCAGCGCUGGAGACAAAUAAAGGAGCACAAGCAGGAGGAGUGAGGUUGCUGUGGAUGUUGCGAGGGCAACCCUCGGGUUACCAGGCGGUUACCAGGCAUUUACCAGGCAACAGUUGCCUGGGCAUGCUGCCAUAG
Messenger RNA from Pneumocystis jirovecii RU7, 818 nucleotides. RefSeq lists its product as uncharacterized. Lineage: Eukaryota; Fungi; Ascomycota; Pneumocystomycetes; Pneumocystales; Pneumocystaceae. The record is from RefSeq and is a predicted model, not a curated record. The transcript is spliced from 6 exons. Bases 42 to 818 code for a protein of 258 amino acids.